AUGGCUGAUGACGAAUUGGAGACCUAUAGAUUGUGGAGAAUCCGUAAAACAGUACUCCAGAUGGUUCACGAUCGUGGUUACCUUGUGGCUCAAGAAGAAUUGGAUCAACCAUUAGAAACAUUCAAAGAGCAAUAUGGUGAUCGUCCAUCUGAGAAGAAACCCGCUCGUUCCGAUUUAACCAUUUUGGUGGCUCACAAUGACGAUCCGGCCGAUCAAAUGUUCGUUUUCUUCCCUGAAGAUACGAAAAUCGGAAUCAAAACAAUCAAAGCAAUCUGUCAGCAAAUGCAAGAACAAAAUAUCUCUCGAGCCGUCAUAGUUGUUCAAAUUGGAAUGACUCCAAGUGCCAAACAAUCGAUCGGUGACAUGGCACCAAAAUACAUGUUGGAACAUUUUUUGGAGGCUGAGUUGAUGGUCAACAUCACUGAACAUGAAUUGGUUCCGGAGCAUGUCGUUAUGACAGCUGAUGAGAAGGCUGAGCUCCUCGCUAGAUACAAGCUGAAGGAUUCACAAUUGCCACGUAUCCAACAAUGCGAUCCAGUCGCUCGCUAUUUCGGGCUUCGUCGUGGCCAAGUCGUCAAAAUCAUCCGUCCAUCAGAAACUGCCGGAAGAUACAUCACCUACCGUCUUGUGGUCUAA
Caenorhabditis remanei is the source of this 636-nucleotide messenger RNA. RefSeq lists its product as uncharacterized. The record is from RefSeq and is a predicted model, not a curated record. Gene Ontology annotation, cellular component: RNA polymerase II, core complex; RNA polymerase I complex; RNA polymerase III complex. The coding region runs from base 1 to 636 and encodes 211 amino acids. Gene Ontology annotation, molecular function: DNA binding; DNA-directed RNA polymerase activity. NCBI's taxonomy places the organism in Eukaryota, Metazoa, Nematoda, Chromadorea, Rhabditida, Rhabditidae. The transcript is spliced from 3 exons. Gene Ontology annotation, biological process: DNA-templated transcription.